AUGGCUCGGCCUAAAUGGAUCUUACAGCUAGUGGGGUUGGAGAUACCCUUGUGCCUGGCCAUAGUUAUCUUUUCCGUCAGGGCGGAUCGCAACAUCAAGUUCAUCGCCGGAGAAAGCCGGUUCAACAGGGACUAUUUCGAAAACUUCACAUUCACCAUUCGCAACGACCAGGUCUUCCUGGACAUGUACCUGCGGAAGCCCCUGAGCAGAGGCUGGAGGGCCAGACUGGACUUUAAGACACGCGUGGGGAACUCGAAGAGCUUUCAGAGCCUGUUCUCUACCAAUAUCGACGUAUGCAAUAUCGUGAACGCGGCCAAGAUCAAUUUGUUCAAGAAGUGGUACAAGAACCUGCUCAAGUACGGCAACUUCCUCCGCCAGUGUCCACUGAGUACUGGCCACUACUACUUGAGGGGCUGGCAGUUCGGGGAUGGCUUGGUGCCGCCGUUCAUAACGAGCGGAUCGUACCGAUUGGAGACUUACAACUUUUUUGGGAAGUACAAGGGCAAAGACGAGGAUUUCAUAAUGAGUUGCACGGCCGAUGCUGUCAUACAUAUCUGA
Molecule: messenger RNA, 558 nt
Organism: Drosophila eugracilis
Lineage: Eukaryota; Metazoa; Arthropoda; Insecta; Diptera; Drosophilidae
Exons: 2
Coding region: 1-558 (185 amino acids)
Source: RefSeq, a predicted model, not a curated record